Messenger RNA from Darwinula stevensoni, 1042 nucleotides. The record is from the annotation of a GenBank genome assembly. NCBI's taxonomy places the organism in Eukaryota, Metazoa, Arthropoda, Ostracoda, Podocopida, Darwinulidae.
AUCUAAUUUGGACUUUUAACUAGGUUCUGUCGCUAACGUAGAAAUGGAAGCGCUUAAGAAGUAUAUUAGCCUGCUGGACAAACAGCUGGAGAAGAAAUGCUGUUUCAACGAUAUCCUCAAGAAAGCAGAGGAGAAGACUAAGGUCAAACGCAUAUAUCUCGUGAUUGGCACCUCUCUAUUUCUUGCCCUCUAUUUGAUGUAUGGUUAUGCUGCCGAGUUGAUUUGCAACUCCAUUGGGUUUAUCUACCCGGCAUAUGCCUCGGUCAAGGCUAUUGAGUCCAAAAAUAAGGAUGAUGAUACACAGUGGCUCAUCUACUGGGUCGUCUUUGCUGUUUUCUCUUGCCUGGAGUUCUUCUCUGACAUCCUUCUCAGCUGGUUCCCCUUUUACUGGCUCUUCAAGUGUGUUUUCCUGAUCUGGUGCUUUGUGCCAAUCCAAAACAAUGGAGCUCAUCUCAUGUACUACAAGUUCAUUCGCCCUUAUAUCCUCAGACACCAGGACAAGGUAGACAAGGCAUUAAGUGAUGCCACACAACAUGUCUCUGACUUUGCCAGGAGGAAAGCCCAGGAAUUUGGUUCAGAUCAGUUCAAGGGAGAUUGAACUUACUGACGAGGACACAGGAAUGUUAACCUGAACACAUGCAAUGUUUUUGGUUUUUUCCCUCCCCCCUCUUUAAUGAUGUUGAUAUGUGUAAAAACCCUUGAAGGAGGCUCACAUGAGCCAAAGGAGUUGAUCCCACAAGGACCAAGGUUGUGUAGUCUUCCAAUAUAAAAGAUGGAAACUUGCUCCAUGUGAUAGCCCCCACACAUGUAGUCUGUCUAUCCUUGGCAAUAUGUAUCAUUUGGUUUGUUCUUAUUCUGCUCCCCUUCUGUCUUCUUUGUGAAAUGGUUUUAUCACUGUGUGCUAUUUUCUCGUACUUUUCAGUUUACUCUAUCAUGAUCGUGUCUGUGAGAGCAGAUGUUGAUUUGUGUCAAACCAUCCCCAAUUGUGUAAAAUUCUUUGUCCAUAAGGAAUGAAGCCAUGAUUGAAUUGCCAACCACUUCA